AUGACACCUUUGCUGUCGCUGGUGCUGCUGGACCUGUUCGGCCUCGUCUCUGCGGCUCUGGACCCGGCGGCAGAAUCUCUGGCCCCUCAUCGGAAGAACGUGUAUCGGGCGGUGACUGUGGGAGACAACGUUACCCUGGAAUGUCCGCACGAGACCCAGGUCUUCAAAUACUUCUGGUACGAGCAGAGUCUGGGGGAGACGCCAAGACUGGUGGCUAGCAUCUACCGCGGCGCCUCUACCAUAGUCAUGGACACACGCUUUACUGUCUCCACUGACGACAGUAAAAAUAACUUGGAGAUGUCCAACGUGCAGCCGUCACACUCCGCCACCUACUACUGCAUCAUGAGCUACUCCAUGACGUUUGAGUUUGUGCGAAGUGUCACCGUCUUCGUGAAGGGAGCGCAGCCGGACGUCCAGCAACCCUCGCACAGAGACGUGAAGCCGGGACAGACAGUGGUCCUGAACUGCACUGUGCAAACCGGACCGUGUGAGGGACCGCGAGACGUCUACUGGUUCAAGGACCAUAGUGACCAGUGCGAGCCCAACGUGACCAGUGCGGACAGAUCUUGCGUCUACAACCUGCCCCUGAACAACGUGAGCUGGGAGCAAACUGGGACAUACUACUGCGCUGUGGCCGCUUGCGGACUGGUGGUGUUCGGGGGCGGGACCAGGCUGGUUAUCAAAGCUGCUCCUGCCUCUGUCUACUUCCUGAGUGGAGCGUUGGUCUUCACCUGCUGCCUGCUCUUCGCCGGUUUUCCCAGACUGGUCCAGUUCAUGGCUGCCCAGCAGGACGAUGGACAAGGCCGAGGAAAGAUGGACGUCAGCGGCACAUGGAGCGAAUGCAUCUACCUCAGUGUGCAAUAA
Knipowitschia caucasica is the source of this 864-nucleotide messenger RNA. The record is from the annotation of a GenBank genome assembly. NCBI's taxonomy places the organism in Eukaryota, Metazoa, Chordata, Actinopteri, Gobiiformes, Gobiidae.